This is a messenger RNA of Pichia kudriavzevii, 1479 nucleotides long. RefSeq lists its product as uncharacterized. The coding region runs from base 1 to 1479 and encodes 492 amino acids. Gene Ontology annotation, cellular component: cytosol. Gene Ontology annotation, biological process: pentose-phosphate shunt; pentose-phosphate shunt, oxidative branch. The record is from RefSeq and is a predicted model, not a curated record. NCBI's taxonomy places the organism in Eukaryota, Fungi, Ascomycota, Pichiomycetes, Pichiales, Pichiaceae. The transcript is spliced from 2 exons. Gene Ontology annotation, molecular function: phosphogluconate dehydrogenase (decarboxylating) activity; NADP binding.
AUGUCUGAAGCUAUUGGUGAUUUUGGUCUAAUCGGUUUGGCCGUUAUGGGUCAAAACUUGAUUCUUAAUGCAGCAGAUCAUGGUUUUACUGUUGUUGCAUACAACAGAACUGUCUCUAAAGUUGACCAUUUCCUUCAAAAUGAAGCAAAGGGUAAAUCCAUUAUUGGUGCACACUCCAUUGAAGAAUUAUGUGCUAAGUUGAAGAAACCAAGAAGAAUUAUGUUGUUAGUCAAGGCAGGUAAUCCAGUUGAUCAAUUCAUUGAACAAUUGUUACCUCAUUUAGAUGAAGGCGAUAUCAUUAUUGACGGUGGUAACUCUCACUUCCCUGACUCCAACAGAAGAUACGAGGAAUUAAAGAAGAAGGGUAUCCUCUUUGUCGGUUCUGGUGUUUCUGGUGGUGAAGAAGGUGCAAGAUAUGGUCCUUCUUUGAUGCCUGGUGGUGCAAAGGAAGCAUGGCCUCAUAUUAAGGACAUCUUCCAAUCUAUCUCUGCAAAGGCCGAUGGUGAGCCAUGUUGUGAUUGGGUUGGUGAUGCAGGUGCAGGUCAUUACGUUAAGAUGGUCCACAAUGGUAUCGAGUAUGGUGAUAUGCAGUUGAUCUGUGAAGCUUACGAUUUGAUGAAGAGAGUUGGUGGUUUAACUGACAAGGAAAUAUCUGAUGUUUUCGGUGAAUGGAACGAGGGUGUUCUCGAUUCUUUCUUAGUUGAAAUUACCAGAGAUAUCUUAGCUUUCAACGAUAAGGAUGGUACCCCAUUAGUUGAAAAGAUCUUAGAUACUGCCGGACAGAAGGGUACUGGUAAAUGGACUGCAAUAAAUGCUUUAGACUUGGGUAUGCCAGUCACUUUAAUUGGUGAAGCUGUUUUUGCGAGAUGUUUAUCCGCUUUGAAGCCAGAAAGAGAGAGAGCUUCUGAAAUCUUAAACGGUCCGGAAGUUGAACAAGUUUCUGCUGAAGGUAGAGCACAAUUUAUUGCAGAUUUGAUGCAAGCUUUAUAUGCAUCAAAGAUUAUUUCUUACGCACAAGGUUUCAUGUUAAUCAGAGAAGCAGCAAAGGAAUACAACUGGAAAUUAAACUUCCCUUCUAUUGCACUUAUGUGGAGAGGUGGUUGUAUUAUCAGGUCUGUUUUCUUGGCUGAAAUUACUGCAGCUUAUAGGGAAAACCCUGACUUAGAGAACUUACUAUUCAACAAGUUCUUCCAAGAUGCUAUUCAUAAGGCACAGUCUGGUUGGAGAAAGACUGUUGCAUUAGCUGUUACCCAAGGUAUUCCAACUCCAGCAUUCUCUACUGCAUUGUCUUUCUACGAUGGUUACAGAUCCAAGAAGUUACCAGCUAACUUGUUGCAAGCCCAAAGGGAUUACUUCGGUGCUCACACUUUCCAAAUUUUACCUGAAUGUGCAGAUGACGAAAAGAAGGUUGGUGAUUACAUCCAUGUCAACUGGACUGGUAAGGGUGGUAAUGUUUCUGCUAGUACUUACGAUGCUUAG